GUCUUGCAACCUAUAUACACUAGAUAAUGUUUGGAUCGUCUGUUGCCUUUGUUUUUGCUAUUGCUACUUCGGUAGUUUUUGCUGCUCCGUUUUCCCAGCCUGUAGAGUCGGUUUCCAAUCUGCCUUUUUAUUUCCCAAAAUCUGUGUCAACGCACUUUCCUCUGAACCAUGCCUCAAAUUUUAAAGCACCUUCUAAUGAGGAUUCGGUCAAAAUCGGUACUGCCUACAUUUGUGAUCGACUCGGUCUUUCCAACAAGGAAUUUAAAGCGUACAACACAUUUACUGAUGCUGCAGGGAUUACUCAUAUAUAUGGUGCACACGUUGUUAAUGGUAUUCGUAUUGCCAAUCAUCAAGCUGCAGUUCAUAUCAAAGCUGGCCAAAUUAUUUCCUUUUCGUCAUCGUUUGGUACAAAAAGUCAUUUUGCUAAAAGUGACUUGUCGACUAUUGCCUCGGAACCUAAACUGUCUUUUAAGCAAGUGUCUGACCAGGUUACUCAGACUUAUCAUCUCCCCAUGUAUACAAAGUUUGCUUAUAUGAUCGAGUAUGUUGCUCAAGCCGAUGGAUCGAUGGCUCAGACUUAUAAAUUCCAACUUCGUGAUAAUCCAUUGACCCAGUGGGUUCAAGUUUGGGCUCAUACUGAUACUGGCAAAGUUAUUCACGCUGUUGAUUUCAAGAGUAAAGCUUCGUACAAGGUCAUUCCCAUUCCAAAAGUUGACGUGAAUGACGGAU
This is a messenger RNA of Batrachochytrium dendrobatidis JAM81, 729 nucleotides long. RefSeq lists its product as uncharacterized. The transcript has a single exon. Lineage: Eukaryota; Fungi; Chytridiomycota; Chytridiomycetes; Rhizophydiales. The record is from RefSeq and is a predicted model, not a curated record. The annotation marks the transcript as partial.